CCAGGCAGAGCCCCCUCGAUGCCACUGGACAGACCACUCCGCAGCCCGACGCCGUCGUCACCUGCGAAUCCCAUGGAUGCUGCCCCGGGGAACCUCCUGCUUGGCGCGACGUCUGAGUGUCGGUGCGGCUAAGGGCCUGCAGCAGCAGUUGAACCAAGCUGCAGAGGCUGGGCAAUGUGUCCGAGCAGAGGAGCUUUUUCGGCAGAUCCCAACGAAAGAACGGCUGCAGUGGAAUACCCUGAUGAAGGCCCAUGCCAACGCCGGAGACUUGUUGGGCGCCGAGCGAGUCUACGAGGGGAUGCGCGCCGAGGGCGUGAGGCCCAAUGGGAAGACCUUCGGAAAGCUCAUGGAGGCUGCUGCCAAGGCAGGUGAUGUCGCUGCAGCCCGGCGUUGGCUGUCGGAGGGGAGGGCGCUGGAGAGCGCCCAUGGCUUUGGCACCUUCGAGUACAGCAUCCUCAUGGAUGCUUGUGCCAAAGCGGCUGAGCCUGACCUGGCUGAAGAGGUGCUGCAGGAGCUGUGUGAGCUCCAAGUGGUGCCUGACGUCAUGUGUUACACGGCGCUGAUUGACAGCUGCGCCAAAGCCGCGCAACCGCACCGCGCCACGCGCUGGCUGAACGAGAUGAUCGGAGCGCAGCUGGUGCCCAAUGCACGGUCCUUUACCGCCAUCAUGGAUGGCCACGCGAAAGCAGGUGAUGCCGCCGCUGUGCUAGCCUGGCACCGCCGGAGCCAAGAGGCUGGCGUGCCACUGGACCGUAUUUCCUCCACCACACUCUUAGACGCACAGGCGCGUUUGGGGGACGCCGAGGGUGCCAUGGAGACGAUGCGAGAGAUCGAGAAGGCGGGAUCUCCCAUUUCUUUGGACGUGGUCUCUUACAGCGCGGUCUUGGACGCCAAGCUGAGGGGCCGCGGCUCGCUGCGCUCGGCCCAGGACUGGUUCCACAAGAUGGUGGACGACCAGAUUGCGCCGACCCUGGUGACCUACAACCUCAUGUUGAACGGUUUCGCCACCCGAGGACGUUUGGAGAAGGCCGCGGAAUGGUUUGAAAAGAUGCUGACCUCCCAGAUUUCGCCCGAUGUGAUUUCAUGCAAUGCGCUCCUGCACAGCUGUGCGAAGGCGCGUCCAACACCGCGUCCCGGCGAGGCGGAGCGUUGGCUGCAUCGCAUGGACACGCUGCAGCUGGCACCCGACGAGAUCUCGUAUACCAACGUGAUCGACAGCUUCUCCCGCAACAAUGAUCCUACUGGAGCGGAAAGGUACUUGCAGAAGAUGGUGGAGGAGAAGCUCCAACCUGAUGAGAUCACCUACACUUCGGUGCUAAGCUCCUUCGCCCGAGCGGCCAACUCGCAGAAGGCACAAGAGCUCUUGGACACCAUGCGAAACCAAGCACUGGCACCAGACGUGGUGGCCUUCACAGCCCUGGCCAAUGCCUUUGCGAAGCGUGGUGACCUCGACGGCAUCCGGCAAAUCUUCGGUCAGUUGGCCACCGCUUCGCUCCAGCCCAACCUCCUCACGUGGACCGCGGCGCUGAGCGCUUGUCGGGGUCCACCCCGGCGGCCACGUGAAGCCGAAGCAGCAGUGCGAGGGCUACUGCAGCAAGGGUUGCAGCCAGACGAUCGUUUUCUCAAGAAGCUGGAACAGGUGCUGGGAGCAGCGCGUGCGAAUGAGCUGGCACAGAGCUUCCAGCUGAGGGAUGUAGAGUGCAGCCAGAGGCUUUGGCGUGACGAUCACAUGAAUCUCAUAGUCAUCCUGGUCAGUCAGUGGGCUCCUUACAACAGUAUGGCUCCUUUGGCACUGGAGCCUGCGGAGGCACCCAUUGAUGUGGGCGCUGAACGUGUGGCGGAGGUCACGGUGCUCCGGGGACGCUUGCAGCAGAUGGAACGGGAGAACACGCGCCUCGCAAACGACGACAAAGGUGCACCGCAGAAUGUGGCCUCCAGCCAGAAGCAGAAGAACAUGGAAUUGGAACGUGCCAACGAGCAGUUGCAGUAUCUUCGCCAAGAUCUGCUCAGUUCCGAAGAUGAGCGCAAGCGCUUGAAAUUGACCCUGCAGUCUCAAGAGCAGGACUGCGAUUCGGUAAACACGGGUAUGGGCUCCAGUUCUGGCCUCCACCUCACAUGGCAGACAAGUCAACUUCAGUGCAGGCUGAAGAGUGCCAAGACUGAGAUGAGGCCGUGUCCGGAGGUGGACGACGCAGGUCAGUUGUUACUCCAAGAGCUCGCAAAGUGGGAGGCAUUGUCGCCCAACUUGAACCAUGAUUGGUAUGAGCUGCGGGCCGCGCGGCCGCACGGGCUUUCAGCGGCGGCCUCCAUCGCCGCCUUCCCUGCCGGUGCCCGCCCUGCGGCCCGCGCGGCGGCGUGCGCGGCGACGCACGCCCUGCGCCGUGUCGCCGAGUGCAGCCCUGCGCGGCGGCAGGGGGCACGCGUGGUCUCGGGGCUUCUGGACGAGAGGCUCAAAACCGUCCAGGCCGAUCUCAUUUUCGCCCGGCACAAGCCCAAGGGCGCCCGGAAGAUUGACUAUGACCUCUUUCUUCAGGCGUUGGCGGAAGUUGCCUUGAAGAAAGAUUUGCUCCUCGAAGAGGCCAUGGAUCGGGUGUGCCUGGCGCACGGCGACGAGGAGUCGCAGAUGGCCUUCGAGGACAUGGCUGGGCCGGAACGCUUCUUCUACGACAAGACCACCUACACAGGGAUCCACAAGUGCAGCGGCACAUCUCAACAGCUGGCGAACAGGCGCCGGCACGAGCCCCCAGAGAGUUGGGCCUCGCGCGAGGAUUACGACCUGCCGAAGAGUGGCCCUGAGCGCUUCUACUACGACCGCUCCACCUACACAGGCACACACAAGAACAAUGGCCCCAGCGCGGCUGGUAGUGGUGUCGGCAAGGAGGGCUAUAGUGACCUCAGCGUACUAGUGCGCCGCGAUGUGGUCCAGGAUGACGUCCUGCAGCGGCGGCGCCGGAGUAAGACCACGAGCUCUCCCACGGGUAGCGGGACUCUUCCCACUUUGUUGGGAGGGCAGCAGCCGAGCUUCAACCAGGACAAGGUGGAUGUUCCGCCUCAGCCGGAGAAGAGCCGCCCGGAGCCGCGCUUGGACGAGCCGCCUCGGAACAAGGUUCAAGCAACCAUGGCACCUUCAGCACCGAUGAGUGCAUCCUAUGUGAAGGACCCCACUCCCAGCUACACCACGCAGUCUUCGCCCGGCUUCGGUCCACCCGCCUACGUGCCGCCGGUCCUUACGCAACAGCCUCGGCCGGGCAUGGGCCCGAGCGGUGUGGUGGGCGCCGUGGGCAUCGCGGCGCCGGCGCCCACGAUGGCGCCAGCACCGAUGCGAAGCUAUGGGUAUCCUGCCCCAAUGAUGCAAAGAUGGAUCGCGCCACAAGCGCCCUACAAAGCCUUUUGA
Molecule: messenger RNA, 3394 nt
Organism: Durusdinium trenchii
Lineage: Eukaryota; Dinophyceae; Suessiales; Symbiodiniaceae
Source: the annotation of a GenBank genome assembly